Molecule: messenger RNA, 1212 nt
Organism: Photinus pyralis (common eastern firefly)
Lineage: Eukaryota; Metazoa; Arthropoda; Insecta; Coleoptera; Lampyridae
Exons: 4
Coding region: 209-658 (149 amino acids)
Source: RefSeq, a predicted model, not a curated record
AUCAGAAGAGGACAAAUUGCCCAGGAGGUUCCCUCGUCCGAAAUCGUCAAAUCUUGAAUCUCAGUCCAGUUUUAUACGCGAAGAACAACAACGGAAUACAUCUCCUUCAUCUGCGGGAACUACUCGUUGCGAUACACAUCGCAAUACGCCUACUUCUAGCGCUACUAGGAAUGAUUUUGAGGAUAAGUUACUAAGAUUAGUUUUGCAUAUGAAGCACCAGAACCAACAAAUUUUGUCGUGGAUACAGUGCCAACAAUCGCCAUCAGCACCAUCUGCAGUUCCUUGCUCCCUACCAGCAAAUGUACCUAUAAACUUCCCGAUAAGCACAUUUAAUGAUUUUAACAUCUUUGAGGAGUAUUUACGAGAAACUACUAAUUUAGAAGCUGUUUGUGACUAUUUGUCUACAGUGGGUGGUAAAGAUGCCACUACAACCACAAACCGAAUAUUAAAACGCUGCAUCAGCAAUAGCUUGGCCACUAAAUUUAGUUUUUUUGGGAAAAGGCAAAAUAAACGAGCAAUAAACGACACUCUCUUUAAGGAUCUAGUUAUUCGUGCAGUUAAAAAAUCACAACUUACUGCAACAGAGCAAGAUGUUGAAAACAUUUUAAAAGCUUGGCUGAAACAUGCUCCACAACGUGUUAAACUAGAAUCGAAAUAGGAACUCCAGUGACGUCGGGAUGGUGCAUAGGUAGAGAUUUGAUUUUUAUGAAUUUUAUAUGAAUUGCCUUUUUGUUACAUUAUUUUUGGUACUAAGUAAGAUAUAGUUAAAUAGUUAUUGUAAAUGCACAGUUCAUGAUAAUGAGCCAACGUAAGAAAAAACAAUUUAUUUCACAUCGACAAAUUUAUAGAAGAGUAAAUCAUGAUAUGCUUAGCAUUGGAAAAGAAUCAACGUCUUUUACUGAACAGGAAACUUCAGUUAGUCUUAGUCAUGUUGAAGCAGCAUCAUAUGAAACCAAAAGUCACAAUCACGGAAGUGAAAGUUCUAAUUUAUCUGAGGAUAACUUUUCUCAAGUAGAUUUUGAAAAUGAUAAUGUUGAUUCAGAAAAUGAGGAAUGUAGUUUUUCUGAGGCUGAAAAUGUACAGGAAACUCAAUCAACUUAUAUUUCAAACCAAAAUUGUACUGAUGAGCAAUGUACUGCUCCAAAUGAUUCUAUGACACUUAUCAACGAUCUCAGAAAAUGGGCAAUUCAUUCUAAAGUUCAUCAUUCAGCA